AUGGCUGCGGAUGACAUCACCAAUCAGAAGGAUACUCUGCUGAGGGCACGGCCUGCUGUUUUCUUCCUUGUUAACAUAACAUGUAUUUUCUCUCCCAAACGAACCACUGACUGUUCUUCCUGGUUGCAGACGAAGGAGGCGGGGGCUGAUGACACCCUGGACGUGUCGGCCUGUGAGCUCUCUGAGGUUCCCUCGUCGGCCUUUUCCAUUUGCAAGGUGCUACAGAAGAAGGUCCUGAUCCUCCACAACAACGAGCUGAGCUCCCUGCUGCCCAAAGGAUGUGACAUCAGCACUCUCGCCACUUUAAAGGUUCUGGAUCUGCAUGACAACAAGCUGACUUCCCUCCCAGAAGACAUUGGGAAGCUGGCGUCACUGCAGAUUCUGAAUGUUAAGAAGAACCGUCUGAAGGCCCUGCCGGAGAGCAUCGGGAACCUGAGGCUUCUGCAGACACUCAAUCUGAAAGGUAACUCUCUGAGGGAGCUGCCGUCCACCGUUGGUUCUUUGAGAAGCUUACGCACUCUGGACCUGAGCGACAACAACAUCGUGCAGCUGCCCAAAGCUCUCGUCUACAUCCGCACUCUAGAGAGCUUCACACUGGACGCUGCCACCAUGACCUACCCUCCUGCCUCUGUGUGUACGGGGGGAACGGAGAGCAUCCAGCGCUUCCUGUGCUCUGAGCUGGGAGAGGAGUACUGCCCCCCCUCCCAGUACCUGCUGCCAGUGCUGGAGAGUGAGUGCGGCACACACUCCGACUGUGUGGACGCUCUGGACGAGGCCUGGAAGGUACAGUAA
Messenger RNA from Notothenia coriiceps (black rockcod), 792 nucleotides. Its product is annotated as E3 ubiquitin-protein ligase LRSAM1. Lineage: Eukaryota; Metazoa; Chordata; Actinopteri; Perciformes; Nototheniidae. The coding region runs from base 1 to 792 and encodes 263 amino acids. Gene Ontology annotation, molecular function: protein binding. The record is from RefSeq and is a predicted model, not a curated record. Gene Ontology annotation, cellular component: cytoplasm. The transcript has 9 exons.